AUGGCAAAACCUUUAGAUCACAUCAAGAGACCUAUGAACGCCUUCAUGGUUUGGUCCAGAGGCCAGAGGAGAAAGAUGGCCCGCGAAAACCCGAAGAUGCACAACUCUGAAAUCAGUAAGAGACUCGGCGCGGAGUGGAAAAUGCUCCCUGAUUCUGAGAAGCGUCCCUACAUCGACGAGGCCAAGAGACUGCGAGCCCAGCACAUGAAGGAGCACCCGGACUACAAGUACAGACCCCGGCGCAAACCCAAGAGUCUCCUGAAGAGGGACCGUUUCGUUUUCCCGUUGCCGUCUUUACUGGGGGACGCAGCGGAACACUUGAAGGGAUUUUCCAUCGACUCUUUUCUCGUUCCCGGGGAUAAAGCCAGAGCUCUACUGGCUCCCGCCUCCUCCGCUUCCUCAUUCUCCCUCCUGGAGCCGGUGGCACAUUUCAGCACCGGAGCUGUCCAGCGAAUGGCGGACAUACCGCACGCACUGACCGCAGGCGCUGUGCCCUACAACGCGCACACUUUUGGAUACCAGACUGGAGGUUUUGGGGGUCUGCCUUGCCCCGGACAGCACACCCACACUCACCCAUCACCUACCGGCCCGGGAUACGUGAUCCCGUGUAACUGUGGCGCCUGGUCUGCAGCUAGUUUACAGCCUCAGGUGGCGUAUAUUCUCUUUCCUGGAGGGAUGACCAAGAGCGGAAUGGACUCGUACACUUCAUCCAACUCCAGUGUGUGA
Messenger RNA from Archocentrus centrarchus (flier cichlid), 726 nucleotides. Its product is annotated as transcription factor Sox-14. The coding region runs from base 1 to 726 and encodes 241 amino acids. Gene Ontology annotation, biological process: positive regulation of transcription by RNA polymerase II; negative regulation of transcription by RNA polymerase II; brain development. Gene Ontology annotation, molecular function: DNA-binding transcription activator activity, RNA polymerase II-specific; RNA polymerase II cis-regulatory region sequence-specific DNA binding. NCBI's taxonomy places the organism in Eukaryota, Metazoa, Chordata, Actinopteri, Cichliformes, Cichlidae. The transcript has a single exon. The record is from RefSeq and is a predicted model, not a curated record. Gene Ontology annotation, cellular component: nucleus.